This is a messenger RNA of Aspergillus steynii IBT 23096, 1656 nucleotides long. RefSeq lists its product as uncharacterized. The coding region runs from base 445 to 1563 and encodes 372 amino acids. NCBI's taxonomy places the organism in Eukaryota, Fungi, Ascomycota, Eurotiomycetes, Eurotiales, Aspergillaceae. The transcript has a single exon. The record is from RefSeq and is a predicted model, not a curated record.
CUUGACAAUUUACUUCUCAUUCUACCGGGUUCGCACCUUCACGCACCACAGUCCUUCAGCCUAUACUACGUUCCUUCUAUUCAAUUCAAUUGACUCCCCUCAACUCCAACCCAACAGUCAAAAUGGUCGGAGUCCCCCACAGCACAGGCUGCUCUCUCUGCCGCGAGCGUCGCAUCAAGGUACGCCCAUUCCCAUCUCCAUUCCAUCCCAUCACACCCCCCAUAGACUCCCACUUACAACCCAAAGUGCGACAAAGCAACCCCCUCCUGCACCCAAUGCCGCAAAUACGGCCGUCCCUGUCCAGGAUACCAACGAACCUUCCGAUUCCAAGACGAACGACCAGGUCUCGAACGCCGACACGCCUCGUCCACCGCCAGGUCCGCCUCGAACGCCGCAGCAGGCGCCGCAGCCGCAGCCGUGGUGCGCGACAACGCGCUGGCCAUGAUGCAUCGGCAGCAGGUGCAAGCGCAUUCCCAGACGCAGACACGGACACAGCCGCAGUCACAGUCACAGUCACAGUCACAACUCAACACCUUCGGCACCGCUCCAGGACACAUAAGCGGACUGCAGAGCGAACCCCACAAAGUCGACAACUUCAUCCGCACCGUCUUCCACACACUCUACCACCACAACCUGUUCCGGCUCUCCGACGAAGCCGAGAAUCUACCCGGCUACAUCGCUCGCAACGCGGGACGAAAGCCCUUCCAGGACGCCGCGGUGGCGUGUCUCACGUGCAUCUCGCGCGCGCAUGAAUCCGGCGACCAGUCGAUGCUCAAGACCGGGCGGCAUUUGUAUGCGCAGGCGCUGCGCGAGGUCGUGGCGGGGUUGUAUGGUGAAGAGGCGCUGUCUGCGGAUAUGUUGAGCGCGAUCAUGAUGCUGGCUGUGUAUGAGAUGUAUGCGCGGACGAGUCCUGGUGCGUGGGCGGUGCAUGUGGACGGGGUGAGGCGGUUGAUGAGAAGUAGAGGGGCCGAGGGGCAUGGGGAGGGGCUUGCGCGGUCGAAUUUCCUGGUCUUCAGGGGGUUUCUGGUCUUGGCGGCGUUGGGCGAGGGUGCGCCGUGUUUCCUGGAAGAGGAGGAGUGGCGGGUGGCGAGUUGGGGGACUGCGAGGGAAGAUGCGGCGAGGGGAGGCGCGGCGGCGCGGUGGGUGGAUGUCGAGGAGAGAGUGUUCGAGGAGGUGGUGCGACUGCCGAGGUUUGUGUCGGAGGCGAGACAGGGAGGAGAGAGAGUAGGGAGGGAGAUGGGAAGAACGAGGCAGAGACUGGAACAGUUGGGAUUGGAGUUGAGGGCUGGCAUGGAGGCUCAUGCGCCUCGGGUGAGGAUUGCAGGGGCGACGAUGCCGGAUGGCGGGCCCUGGUUGCUGCUGCAGGGCGUGGAGAGCGCGAUGGCGCUGCUGGAUGGAUUGCUGGCAAGACAGCGCAGUGAUGGGCGAUUCAGACCCUUUCGCAUCGUGUGCGGAUUGGACGGGGGUCCGUCGGCGAUGCCGCGCAUCGAAGGCGUCACUUGGCUGGACCAGGUGGCUUCGUCUUUGGGGAUGAUCGGGACCAUGGUGGUUGAUGGUCACUGAUCAGGAUGUCGAGAUGUGCCAUGUGCAACGAGUUUCUUUGACGACGAGUUUCGUUUGUUUUAUUGUUGUUGUUCUUGUUGAUGUUGACUCACA